Molecule: messenger RNA, 459 nt
Organism: Elgaria multicarinata webbii
Lineage: Eukaryota; Metazoa; Chordata; Lepidosauria; Squamata; Anguidae
Product: histone H2A-beta, sperm
Exons: 1
Coding region: 1-438 (145 amino acids)
Biological process (GO): heterochromatin formation
Cellular component (GO): nucleosome; chromatin
Molecular function (GO): structural constituent of chromatin; DNA binding; protein heterodimerization activity
Source: RefSeq, a predicted model, not a curated record
AUGUCGGGGCGCGGGAAAGCGGCCGUCGGGGCGGCGGCGCGGGCCAAGGCCCGGUCGCGCUCGUCGCGGGCCGGGCUGCAGUUCCCGGUGGGCCGCGUGCACCGGCUGCUGCGGCGCGGGCGCUACGCGGAGCGCGUGGGGGCCGGCGCGCCCGUCUACCUGGCGGCGGUGCUGGAGUACCUGACGGCCGAGAUCCUGGAGCUGGCGGGCAACGCGGCGCGCGACAACCGCAAGACGCGCAUCGUGCCGCGCCACGUGCAGCUGGCGGUGCGCAACGACGAAGAGCUCAGCCGCCUGCUGGGCCGCGUCACCAUCGCGCAGGGCGGCGUCCUGCCCAACAUCCCCGCGGCGCUGCUGCCGCGCAAGGCCGGCGGAGCGGCCAGCGCCGGGGCGGCGGCGCCCAGGAAGAAGGCCAGCCAGGCCUCGCAGGAGUACUAGCCCCGGCCGGGGCGGCGGCGG